Molecule: messenger RNA, 705 nt
Organism: Saxophila tyrrhenica
Lineage: Eukaryota; Fungi; Ascomycota; Dothideomycetes; Mycosphaerellales; Extremaceae
Exons: 1
Coding region: 1-705 (234 amino acids)
Biological process (GO): box C/D snoRNP assembly
Source: RefSeq, a predicted model, not a curated record
AUGGCAAUCAAGCGCUCCGUGGAAGAGGCCGGUGCCAGCGCAGCCAGACCACGCCGCCAACACCUCAAGCGCAUUAAGAUCUCACCCACUCAUGAAGACACAGACAACAGCAGCGAGGCCUCCAGCGGCUCGGUCUCAGAGGACUCGGCACUCCGCAGCAGCCCGCAACCCUCAGACCCCGAGCGCAACAGUAGCAUGAGCUCGCUCGAACCCUCCGCAGCCAACGGCGACGACGACAGCGAAAGCAGCAUCUCGAGCACGAGCUCCGAAGACUCAGAAAUCGACUCGGAUUCAGAGACAGAGAUCACAACGAUCGGGCAACCGAAGAAACCUCCCAUACACAAGCAAGGCCUCCAAGAAGGCGCGCAGGAUUUACGAUCGAGACUGUCGUCUUUUCUACCGCAGAUGGCAGAAGCUAACAGGCUGCUCGCGGAUAAAUCGGACGGGUACAGCUUGGAGGAGGUUGGGGAGGAUGAGCAGCAUAUUGAGAUGAAUUUGGGGCUGGGGGUGCUUGAGCAGCAGGGUGAGGAGGAUGCGGAGAACAGCUUGGACGAGUCGAGCGAUGAGGAGGAUGUAGGGGAGGAGCUGCCGGCAUUUUCCGAAGGUGUGAACGGUGUGAAGCAGGACCGAGAAGCUGAUGUGUUGGGCAAGCUGAUGGGACAGGAUCGUAAGCGGCAGAAAGUUGGGAUUCAGGAGGCCGAUUGA